This is a messenger RNA of Schistocerca nitens (vagrant locust), 444 nucleotides long. RefSeq lists its product as uncharacterized. NCBI's taxonomy places the organism in Eukaryota, Metazoa, Arthropoda, Insecta, Orthoptera, Acrididae. The transcript has a single exon. The coding region runs from base 1 to 444 and encodes 147 amino acids. The record is from RefSeq and is a predicted model, not a curated record.
AUGUUUGAAUUAAAUAAAGAUUUUCAGAAAUUAGCUAGAAGAGAUAAAAAUAUAUUCUUUAAUGAACAGUGCAAGGAAGUUGAAGAUAGUAACGUAAAGGGGAAGACAAGAGACCUUUAUAAGAAAAUUAGAGAAAUUAAAGGAAAAUUCCAGGCAAAAAUUGGAAUGAUAAAAGAUAGAAACGGGAAAGAUCUGAGUGAAGCAGAGGAUGUUAAGGAAAGAUGGGCAGAAUAUGUAGAAGACCUAUACAAGAAAGAACUGCAUCAUGACAGGGCUCCUACUGCUGAUGUUAAUGUUAAUUUAGAACUAGAGCCAGGUAUUUUGGAGAGCGAAAUCCAGUGGGCCCUUGAAAAUAUGGCUGAUAACAAAACUAGUGGACAUGAUGAAAUACCAGCAGAAUUGUUUAAAGUCACUGGAAAGGAUGCAUUCAUUGAUAAUUACUAA